CUAUAUCAUUAAUUCACUGGUAGUUUUGGAACAAAAAAAAAAGGUAAGACGUAUCUUAGUUAGUGUUUGAAAUUUAGCUAUCAAGUUAUAUGAUGCGACUUAGAAGUUGACUGUGCCUGUAAUGGAAGAUUAGAGUUAUGAUGUCUAUGAUCAUGAUUCUCAUAUUCCAGCCAUAGGUGCGAACAAAAAAUAGCGUAAAAUCUGUAAUAAUUAAGAAAAUGAAAAAGACACAAAAGUGAUAACUUGAUUUUUAAGGGAGACGAACUCAAAAGUAAGUGCCGAUAAUUCAGUUGAAUCCAGCCUUAAUGAAUUUUAUGCAAGGAACGAGGAAAAGCGAGUUCGUAUGACUUUCAUCCAAGGCAGGUGUAUGUAAGAGAAGAGUGUCGGUGACGGCUUUUUCCUGGAUUGGACAAUUUCAUUCCCUCAUUCUCAAUCAGCAAACCCAAAAAAUAUAAAUAUAUAACUAGGAAAACUAGGGGACCAGAGCGCUAUAUAGCUUAUCGACUCCAGUCGAUGGUUCAGAAAUGGAAACGAUUUUACUGUUCAUUAGUGGCUUUCUUUGGUUGUUCUAAAAGGUAUUUUUAUCGUUGCUCGGACAGUUUUUAAAGUAUAGUUGCUUGCUAGCACUUCGACGGAAGGUGCAUUAACUCUUGUAGGUUGGAGAGAAAAAGUGUCUCUUCUCUCUUUGAUCCUUUUUUUUUAAAUUAAAAAUUGAAACUUGACUCUUUACUCCGUCGGGGCGUUUAUUUAUAUUUUAUCUUUUUUUCACAAGAAAAAUAAAUGAGAAGAGAUGAGUCUGUAACACAUUCAACUGCAUGGUUUUGGUAAUCACAAAUCAAUCCUCCUCGGGACAAAACAUUUUCAGUAGUAGGGGUGAUGAAUGGUCCAUUAAAAUUUUUAACUGCUCGCAAAAUUUUACCUUUGCUCGAUUUGCUCGCAACAUUUAAACGACGGCUCGCUUGCUUGUGCUCCCCAAAUUUUUGCGUUGUUCGCAAGCUUGCAAAGCAAUUUUUUAUUUCUGCUCGUGCUCGCAAAAAGAUCGCAGUGCUCGGCAUGCUCGCGAAUGCUCGUAAAGACCAUUCGUCACCCCUAGUAGUCUCCAUGCAAUAGAAUAGCCAUGGCCUCUUAUUUACCAUGUCAUUAAAAAUAAAUGAUGCAAUUUCCUCUUUAAUCGUACUGUCAACUCGUUUUGACUUGCAAAGCAGUAGUUCCGGCAGUUUCGUCUCAAUGACUGUUGAGUGUAAGCCUCUAGCUUUCCAAUCCGGAGAUAAAAUCUUUCAAGUUCAAUAAAAGACGUUAACUGCACCAGCACCAGAAGAUUGUGACUGUAAUUUCAUUUUCUAAGUGUCAGAACUCUCGACUGACUUAUUUUAAGCCCGCGCCGUAUGAAUCUUUUCACCGGUAGUUUAUAGAAAUAGCCUCGUAAUUACGUUAAUUAUCGGGCAGUUUACUGGUAAAAAUUUUCUUUUUCCCUUUAUUAUAUUUUUCCAACAAAAUAAUAAAGUAGGAAGCGAGACAUUAUAUUUAAUUGAAAAUUCAGUCCUUUUAAAUAAAUACGACUGGCAGUAAACAACCUGUUGGGUGAAAGAUGAGCUUAUCUUGAAGGAUGCAUUCAAAUGCACAAUAUUCAGUUAACUCUGUUAAGUUUAACCAUGGAAUCACUAAAUUAUCAUACGCUUUUGUGAAACUUUCCUUCACUCUUUACUCUUCAUAAUUUUUUGUCGCGAGUAGUUCUUCUUAGAUUACUGGAAUUAAAAGCUUGCCUAAAGAUUUUAGCUUGUAUAAUAUUUGGGAAGCGAGCUCUGCAAGUUCUUAUUUAAAUGAAAGACUAUAACUGUUGCAUAUAGGGUUUUUGGUACUUAUUUGCUGCAGUUUCACUCUUCUCUGCAACUAAAUUCAUAUAAUAUAUGAUAUCAAUCUGAAAAACGAAAAAGUGGGUUUUCAACUAAAAAAUUGAAUAUUAAAGGUUUGGGUUUUUUCGUCAUCCGAUUUUAAAACUAGCGGUUACAAAAAAAUGUCUUAACUCUUACUUCCACAAAUAUGCACAAAGACAAUUGCAACUCAUCAGCUCGCCUAAGAUUAACGUCUUUUCGAGGAAGGCAUUAAAUGCUAGUCAAUAACAACAGCUUCAGGUUGAAACAAUUUAAAAAAUUGUAAGCUAAGGUUCACAUGAACUCUUCCCAUUUAUUUUCUUUUUCCUUCUCGCUUAGUCAUGACAGAGCUGAACAAUUCCGAACAAAAAAAAUGUUUUAAUUGCCCAUUAAGCUUUUAUGUUUCAAGAACGGUGGUAGCGCAAAACUCAUAAAUUUGUCGCACUUAAUAAACCAUACGCAGUAAAUCAAUUACCGUAUUAAUAUCGUAAGUGACGAAUUACUCCUUAAUUUCGGCGCGAAAUUCCGGCGUUAAUUUGUAAUUUCACAUGUGAAAUUACAAAAUUGCCAUGGUAACUUGCCGUACGUCUGCGUUUCAAGAUGGCGACGAAGUUUUAAAAUGUUAUGAAUGAAGAUGUCAGGGUAUAAAAAGACGUUUUAGAAAACCUGAACACACGAAAGAGCACAUCAAGAAGGAUUCUUAGAGGUAUUUUGUCGAAAAAUUCUGAAAACUUAAGCCAAAUUUCAGCUCUAAACGUUUGACAGAGUGGAGUUCACGAUCGAUCGAUACGAUCAAGGAUAAAAAAGUCAAAAUCCUCGAUUGCUAGCGUAAUUCGUCACCCAUGAUAUUAAUAGGUAAUCAAAUGGUAUACUCGCAAAAUUAGAGAAUAAUUUCACUUGCGUUUUGUCCAAACCCUAAUAAUUUCCCGAGCCCUUAGGAUUUGGACAAAACUUGCGUGAAAUUAUUCCCUAAUUUCACUCGUCACCAUUUGAUUACACAUACUUAUUCGAAUAAGCGCUGAACCUCGAAUUAGCGCCCACCUCGAAUAAGCGCCCAGCCUUGAAUAAGCGCCCACCCACACAAACUCAAAUAAUUAACAAUUAAUGAAUGAGACUGAGUAUCUUAUGAAAAAUUAUGGAGAUCGAGGAGAGUGUUAUAAUUAUUCAUUCAAAAUAAUUGAGUCCUAGCCAAAACAUAGCUAAAACAUGUUUACCUCCAUCGAUGUUAAGUUCAAGUCCGAUAGUGCACGUUUAGGGUUGUUCAGUUCCGCAAAUAUUCUCUAAAUAGCAGACGUCGCCCUUCGAGUUGUCUUCUUGCUGUUCUUGCCAUGUUUUUAGCUAUUAUUUCGACUAGUUCUUACUGUUGAAACGAGUGAAAUGAACGCCAUUUUUGUUUUCACCACCAAAACGACUUAACCUUGUCUCCAGGUCUUCUCGAUUAACGGUACAUUAACCUGCAAGUUGGCUGCACCUUUGACGUCAGCGGUUCAUUAAACGUAACAUUCUUCUAAAUUUGGUCAUCAGUGGCUGGUUAUGGUGAAUUGUGCUUGUGUUUUUGGCCAAUCAGAAUCGGGGAAAUAUUUUGAAUGAAUAACAAUAUAUAAUAAGAGACCCUCCCGAAGACGGAGUUUUCUUCAGAGUAUUUUACAGAAACGUUGCUUUGUUACAUCUUCGCUUUUUGUUAUUGUCAUUUAUUAUUUUGUUGCAAAAUAAACAUAGUACACUUGCUGAGAAAGGUGCAAAUUUAAUAAGCGCCAAGGAUCGAAUAAGCGCCCACUCUCAAGGUCCAAAAAUUUAAUAAGCGCCUAGAGCGGUUAAGAGAAUAAAUACGGUAUUUGUGUCGUCACUAAGAUUUAAAACAACGCGAUCCAACAGAGCGUUUUCAUUCAUGUAGCCAGCAACUAUACCAAUUUAUUGGAACAUAUCAAAAGAAAGCCUUUACAUAUUAUAUAUUAUUAUAUCGAGGAAUCGUUAGAUCGAAACUCCCGAUAUAACGAUAUGGCCGUAAAAUUACCGAAAAUAUCGCUAUAUCGGGGUUUCCCUGCUAGCAGAGGUCUCUCUCAUUUCAGUUGUCAUUUUUGCCUCGUCGUAAGAGACCUCUGCUAACUGGGAAUAUCGGAGUAGACAAACAUGUACGUUUUUACUGCAUUCAUUAUUUAAUCAAAUUUGUAAUGAGUAUUAAAUGAUUCACAAAUGUAACAUUAAUUUCAAGUACGCAGCAAUGUCCGUAAACAGUUUGUUUAGCACUAGAAGUUUUCAAAGUCUAUUAUACACAGUAAAUUCUGUGCUGUGUAUCGUACGUGUGCGAUCAUAAAACUAAACUUAAACAUCUGAAGUUGCGACUCUUAUAAUCUUUACUUAUUUUUCGACAUCGCGUAUUCAUUUACAUUUACAUAUGUUAUCUUGCAACAUCUAUAACAGACAUAUUCGCAAGCUCCCGACUAAAAACUAAAGCACUACUACUAGGAAACAUAAAAAUCAAAAUACAAUAAAUUGAAAGGGGUAAAUAUCACACUGAAAACAAUGUAGUCAGAGAUGGUGGCUUUAAAUUUUACAGUUGAAUCCAUUGUUAAAUAAUCAGAUGGCAGGCUAUUCCAGUCAAUGAUAGUUCUCGGCCAGAAGCUGUAUUUGUACGUGUCACAGAAUGGCUGAAGUGGGAUAAAUUUCAGUGGAUGAGAUGCUCUGGUUUUUAGGGAAGACUGAUGAUGUACAUAGCAGGGGAUAUCAAUAGCAGCUUGGUUGGUAACACAUUUGUACAUCAGUGUCAGUCUAGCUACUUGUCUUCUCUUUUCGAGAGUUGGCCAAUUUAGUAGCUUUAGGGCGUUGGUUACGCAUCCCUCCUCCCUCGUGUAAGUUCUUGGUACGAAGAGUGCUGCCCUGCGCUGGACCUGUUCAAGCCAUGAUUUCUAAUAUGCUCUAUAAGGGUCCCAAACAGUACAACCAUAUUCCAACCUUGGUCUCACCAGCGAUUUGUAGGCCUGAUCUUUAACCUUUUGUGGGCAAUUAUGCAAGUUCCUCUUGACAAAGCCAAGUGCCAAAUUGGCUUUGUUUGUAGUGUUUAGGAUAUAUGGCUUCCAGUUUAGGUUAUCUGACAGAGAAACACCGAGUAAGGAUAGUGGUCUACAGCCUGUAGGGUAUGGCCAAGCAUAGUGUAUGGGUGUAUAAAGGGACACUUGGUUCUGCAAACGCGUAAAACUUAACACUUCGAUGGGAUGAAGGCCAUUUGCCACAACUUUGCCCAUUCAACUAAUUUGUCCAGAUCAGAUUGAAGACUGAUUGCAUCGUCGGAAUUGUGUACCAAACCAUGCUAAACAGGGUGUCAUCAGCAAAUAACUUAAUAUUUGAGGUAAUAUCAUCACCGUCCUAUAUCAUUAACGAAUAACAAGAAGCACAAGGGACCCAACACGGUUCCUUGCGGGACUCCAGAUCUCACGCAAGACUUCUCACUGAACUCGCCUUCAAGGGCCAGCUGUUGAGUUCUUCCUAUUAGCCAUGCCUUUAUCCAGGCUAAGACUAAACCACGAAUGCUAUAGUACUCUAAUUUAAGUAAAAGACGUUUGUGUGCUACUUUAUCGAAGGCUUUAGAAAAGUCUAAGAUGAAAAGAUCAGUCUGGUUUCUAUCAUUUACUGACCGGGAUAGAUGCUCUACGGUAUGAUAAGUUGCGUUUCGCAUGAGCGCCCAGGACGGAAACCAUGUUGGGCAUCCACCAGGAUGUCAAAAGAGUUUAAAUGUAUCAUAAUACUGCGAUAAAUAAUGUGUUCUAACAGCUUGCAAUGCACUGACGUUAAAGAGACGGGCCUGUAAUUGGCAGCCUCUGACCUUGAACCUUUCUUAAAUAUUGCUACAACACUGGCAUGCUUCCAGUCCGGUGGCACCUCACCAGUGUUGAUGGAUUGUUGGAAGAUAAAACUCAGGUAAGACGCGCGUAGGUAGUAAGUCAGGGCCCUUUGCUUGAGAUGGAUUCAGUCCGCUGAGCAGUUUAAUUACACCAUUGUUGUCAAUGUGGAUAUUGGGCAUGUCUGGCAGGGGCUAUCGGGUAGUUGAGGUAGAACUGGAUCCUCAAGUGUGAAUACACUGUCAUAUUGCUCGUUUAGGAUGUCUGCUUUCUCCUUGGGUUUGGUGAAUUCCUUGCCAUGUGAUUUCAAGAUAACAAUUCCAGCCGAGUCUCUACGUUUAGCUUUAAUACAUUGCCAGAAGUGCUUGGUGAUACCUGCCUUGGCAUGGUCGUGAACAGGGUCGGCCUCAUCAAUGUCUAAUAAAUUGUUUACAUAUUAUUGUUGGUGUGCUAGCUGUAGUUCUUUAUGUACCAGCUUACGAAGAUGCCUAAAUCUACGCCAAACUUAUUCCCUUCCGUUGCGACGUGCAGAGUUAUAACAACGCUGAUUUUUACUGCUGAGACGUCUGAUGUUUGCAUUGCACCAUGGGAGAGAUCUUUUGUUUUUGAGUGUUCGCUGUGGUAUGAACUCGUCAGUGGAGUUAUAAAUGUCUGCUUUAAACUGAUCCCAAUUUGCUCGAAUAGACUUUGUUUCAGGACGGGAUGCUUCGAAUAGCUCAAAGCGCUCCUUUAGUUUCCGCCGAGGGCCUUUCAUGUCAGCCCGCUUGUAGAGAUAAACAUUCCAUUUAGGGUUAGCUGGUGGAUUUGCUCCGAGUGAUUGAUAUCAGAGAUAACAGCAUCAUAGUCACUCAUUCCCGGGACUAUGUAGACUUUAUCAACAAGAUAUUGGUGGGAUGUGAAAAGCAGGUCAAGAAUGUUUCCUUGUCGAGUUGGUUCCGAUACUAUUUGAGUGAGGUUGAAAUCAUUUGCAAUGUCGAUCAUUUUCCAAUUGAUAGCGGCAGUAUAAUGUGGGUUUGACUUGACAGAGCCCUCUUCCCAGUCAAUGUCAGGAAGGUUAAAGUCACCACUUAACAAGACGUACUUUCCAUCAAUACCACUGAGUUGUUUGAUGUUAUUCAUAGAGAGUUCAAGCUGCUCCAGAUAAUCAACAGAUGUAUAAGGGGGUCGGUAAAAGGAUCCCACAACAACACUGCCUGAUUUAUGAGAGAUAUUGUACCAGACAAUUUCGCAUUCUCCUGGAGAGGACUGCUCGACGGAGAUUAUGUUGCUGUUAACUGCAAUUAUUACAUCUCCCCCUUUUUCGCCAGAGUCCCAAUCUUUUCGGACUGGUGGUGAAUAAAUAACAAUUAGCGUUAGCGGCGAGGUAAAUAUCCAUCACUAGCCACCGACACUGAGGUGAAUAAUUCAGUGAGAUAAUUGAGCCCAAAAAUAAUGAUUUUUAACUCAUUUACUGUUGCCUGCAACGAUUACAAUUUUGGCGUGCAAUGACCGAACGGCCUCUGUCGUCGCUUUUUCUUGCCGGCAAAUAAAACUUUUGAAGGCAUUUGCUUAGCUCUUGCUGAGAAAUUUCCUCAAAAGGAGUUGUGAAUUCUUUUUUGUUUUUAAAAUCAUUCUGUAAAAUGGAUUAUUAGAUUUAGUUUUAAGCUUAUUUCUGAACAAGUCAACUAAAAAAAAUAACGCAAGACUUAAACUUAAUUUGCAUUUGUAAACAACAAAACUUUUUCGCCGGUUUUAUCGAUAAAUUCAAGUCAAAAAGACAAAGCUUUACCGGUGAAAACUUCCACCCCGUGCUUCGUCACUUUCUUCGUGUAUUUCAGAAACGGCUUGCUUGAUUAGUUGUGAAAUUUCUUUGUUUCUUACGGCAGCAAACCGGGAAGGCAUUUUGCAACUUACGCGAGUUUGGCGUCUCUCGCUCGGAGGAACUGGAGGUGAAUCAGUGAAUAGUGCAGGAUAUUCACUGAUUGAGUAGCCAAUCAGAGCGCGCGAAACACACUAUCCACUGUUUUAGUAUAUACUAAACAUAGUUAGGAGGAAAUAUCUCUCUGCUGUCGAUAUCUUUGUUAAGGUGUGUUUCAGUACCAAUAAUGAUAUCUGGCUUGUGGGUCUCAAUAAGCUGAUAUAGUUCAAGGUGCUUGUUUUAACUCACAAGGCUGCAGAAGUUGACUAUGCAUACUCUCAGUUGGUUCGAAUUGCAAGUAUGAGGUUUUCUGGAACUGGUUCGUUUCCCAUGGGCUCUUCUCGAUCUUAUAGCAAACUUUCACCACGAGCAUUCUAUCGUCCCGACUAGCUGCCCCUGGGCCUCCGAGGACGGUGCAUUAUGUUCUAUAUGAAAAUGCUGAAUAGAACCAAAACUUCACCUAUCCCUUCAUAAUGGACACUUUAUGGGCACGAGUUUGCUUCAGGCCUUGGUUUGGAAUUGCAAACAUAACUGCUUUCGCAUCAAUGAAUUCCCAAGAGAGUUAAAACGAACGCGAUAACAAAAAAGAUUUCGUCACAAAUGCGGCAUCGGCGGGGAAACUGUCUGCUCUGACAUGAACAAGGCCAUUCACACUACAGACUUUUGACCUAGGUAAACUCGACUUGUUAAAAGUUUACCUAGGGAAACUUGAUUUUCUAAGUGUGACCGAUUUUUCCCUUGUUAACUUACCUCGGGGAAAUUUUUUCCUCUGGGGCUUGGAUAUGUCUCGAGAACAAUAGAGUUUCCCUUGACAGCUACCCCAAAGCGACUGGUGCGGAAAAAUGAAAUACCGAGUUUGGUAGCCAAUGGACGCUCGUCGGCGAAGGUCUUGACGACAGAACCGGACAUAGCUCACGCAGUGAAAGAAAUUUUUGGGGAAAGAGUCGUCUACGUCUUCGCCUGUCUUCACCUUGCCUGUUGAAUUAGCGUAAGAAAUAACAGCGAGAUAAAAGAAAAAAUAAAACGUCUCUUUGUUCGGCUAGAUUCCUGCGCAUCUUUUUUCAAUUCAACUGAGCGUGAAAACCUUGCUAGCCGAUAUCAGUAGUGUGACCUUCACAAGAUUUUUUACGUAGGUAAAACAAAAUCCGAGAUGAAUUUACCUCGGGAGGGUUUUGAUGAAUUUGCCAUAGUAAAUCGGUUUUACCUAGGUAAAAGUCUGUAGGGUGACCACAGCAAUGUUACUAAAAAUGUGACCCUCCCUAGGAAAAGGGGGCUUAACGCAAUUUUGAAUAAAGACAAUAAACGCCUCUUAACGCAGCGUUUAAAUCACAUAAGGAUUUGUAUGGGAGAAAAACCUAUCGUUUCCGUAACCUACGAAAAUGAAAGGAUUUCGUUGAAAAAUAGCUUACCUUACAUAAAAUGUGUGUUACGUCUCUCCUGUGUGGUCCAUGGGCCAAAUGUAUUGCCGUUUUAUGGGUUGUACUGAAAACGGUUUUCUCUCUACGAGUCUGUGUAAGCCUUGUUUCAAAGAUCCUGCCUCCCGUCACGCGUACUUUGUUUCUUCUAGUCACGCGUGCCUUUGUUAUGUAACCUUUAACAUUCCAUAUCCAUAUAUGGGCUUGAAGAAGUGCUGACUUUUGGAUGAUAAAUCUUAAAACGAGCAGCAAAUGUUGUCUUCUGAAGCCAUAAAAUAAGAUGUUGCCUUAUUUUUCUCUGUUAUCAGGGGCACCCAACCACUGUUCUCUGUAAAAAUAUUUCCUAAAAGUUUCGAUCGCUCUAGAAAGGCCAAAAAUGUCUAGAUGACUGUUUCCCUUUUCUAGUACCUUUUUGGCGUUUUUGUAUUUACCAGAACCGUAGAUAGCGGGGAGGCCAAGGGGGGCAGCUGCCCCCCUCAGACACAUCAAGUCUGUGGAUGGAGUUGUUUUCUUUAGACUAAAUUAGUUUGAUUAUAGUGACUUGCAAUUGUUUGCCAUUUUCAGGUUCGAGGUCGAUUUUUCGGAGACAUAUCUCAUGAUAAGUGUUAAAAAUAGCGUUUCGGAGUCUCCAAACUUGAACAUUGUCUUGGGGGGGGACACCCAGACCCCCCUACAAGACUUGUGCCUUCGUUUUACAGUUUUUGUGCUACAAUGGUGACCAACUUUAAAGGCCUGAUAAAAAUCGCAAAGAGCGUGCAGAUUGCAAAGUUUGAUUAUGUACGUUCACGGAAGUCGACAUAAAGUUGACAUCUGUCAGGUGAGACUACACUUAACAGUUGCGACUCGCACGCCAAUAAAUGAGUCAUUUAUUGCAUUCAACCUUCCCAGAAACAUAAUGCUUUCUUUGAGCAGCGCUUUUGGAAGAAAAAGGUGAGAGAAGUACACGAUGAUUUAGUCACAAAGGUAUUCUAGCUUGUGUAUUCGUUGUCAAGAAGUCUGCAUCAACACAUAAAAGCUUAAGUAAUGCCGUGACUACCUUAUCACAAGAAAUUUUCGCGACAUGUUUAUUGCGCGAUUUUGCUGUGCGCAUAUUUGGCGAAACUUAAUUAUCGCGAUUUAAGAAAAUCUUACAUUUGGAUCACUUUAAUUUAGCGUUUUGAGCACCACAAUUUAAAUUUCAUGGGUAAUGUUAUUUAACAUGCCCUUUUUAAAGAAAAAGAGAAGGAUAUUUCUGCCCCAAAUUCAUUAUUUCACGAUUUUAAAGCUACUACUGUACAUUUAUUUUUUAACACAACCGUAUAACCAUUCGUGACCUUUACUGAAUAAUUAUCUUCAAACCUGAAAUAGAAUUAAGUUGUUGACAGAUGUUAAGAAGUCUGGCGUUUGAAACACAUGCAAACGUGUUUCGUUGCGUCGUGAGGGGACACAAAUUGCUUUUACUGGAAGUACAAUCCCACGCAGAGAUGAUUUCUUCGCGGGCAACUAAUCCGACUCACUCCCAUUUAAUAUAUUGGCGAAACGGACUGUACCUUUUUUCUUUGCAGAGAGGGCGAGCCAAACGCGAACUUAAGGCCCCGUGAGUACAGUGUAACCCAGUGAUUCUUUUGGUAGAGCUAACAAACAUUGGCUGCACUAAAAGUAGCGCACCCAUGAGUGUAGUGUAACCCAGUGAUUCUUUAGGUAGGGCUAACAAACAUAGGCUGCACUUUAGGUGGCGCACCCAAGAGUGUAGUGUAACCCAGUGAUUCUUUAGGUAGAGCUAACAAACAUAGGCUGCACUUUACGUGGCGCACCCAUGAGUGUACUGUAACCCAGUGAUUCUUUAGGUAGAGUUAACAAACGUAUCCUGCACUUAAGGUGGCGCACCUAUGAGUGUAUAGUGUUACCCAGUGAUUCUUUAGGUAGAGCUAACAAACACAGUCUCCACUUUAGGUGGCGCACCCUUGAGUGUACUGUAACCCAGUCAUUCUUUAGGUAGAGCUAACAAACCUAUGCUGCACUUUAGGUGGCGCACCCAUGAGUGCAGUAUAACCCAGUGAUUCUUUAGGUAGGGCUAACAAACAUAGGCUGUACUUUAGGUGGCGCACUCAUGAGUACAGUGUAACCUAGUAAUUCUUUAGGCAUAGCUAACAAACAUAGGCUGUACGUUAGGUGGCGCACCCAAGAGUGCAGAGUAACCCAGUGUUCUUAAUGCAGUCAUAGGUGUACAUCAGAUAGCAAUACGUUUUCCAUAAAACUUUGUGAUGGUACAAUAUGCAUGGCUCUUCGACUACUUCUUUAUCGCUAGAUACAUUGUUUUAACACGCACUAUUGAUAGCCAGAGGACGUCUACUGUCUUAAACCAUUUACGCACAUCACAGAGGUAAGGUAACGUCAUUUAUACCUGGUAUUUCGUUCAGGUACUAAAGUAAUAAUAAUAAAAAGCAUGCUUUACAAAUUAAAGAGACCAUAUGAAAAUAUUACAUAUCUCUAAAUUAAGGUUUUUUUAAAUUUUCCUUUAAAAGCAUAAAGCGAUGUCACAACACAUUUCCGCUACGAGAAAGGUUUCUUUUAUAAAAUUCGGUGUGGGGUUUUGGAACAGCGAGCUUGUAUUUAUUCAGGGGCACCCCGGCAACGACUGUUUUCUCUGAAAUAUCUGUUCGGAGAUGCAAAAAUUGCCUAGAAUUUUCUAUAGCUUGAGGAAGGCUGAAAAUUUUUACAUGACAGUUCCAUUCAUGUACAAUUUUCGAAGCCUAUCUAAUAAAAUCCCUAUGCGACUCUCCCAAGACGGUUUUUUGGUGAUUUCAUUUAUUUUUUCGAUCCGGUUUUGUUUGUUCAGUUUUGUUUUCGCGGCUUAAUUCGCAGUGAGCGAAAAAAAAAAUGUAUUCGUCGAAAGGAAUAAUUUCACUUUGGUCAGCACUGUCCUCUUUUUUUUUGCGGUAUAAACUUAAUUUAGCUGGGAGUGCAUUACAGUUUAGUCAUGACAGCUUUGGAAGAAACUGAAUACGUCCGUAUAGCGCCUUGCGUUUUCGCAAAACGGGGGAAAUAAUAUUUUCCUCCAACUAGAGUGUUCACUGUGACUAUCGAGUCAAGUAAUUUUAAAUUAUUUCGUUUUCCAAAGUUCGUGCUGCUGAGAACUAGACGGCGGUAAAUAAACUCAAGCCUCAUUGUUUUCGCAGUAAUUGAGACGAAUUUAUUAAACAAUUAUUGGAUGAGGUUGAGCGUGAUAUCAUGAAUUAUCAAAACCGAGGUCUGUGUUAUCUGUUUUUUGAGGUUUAUUCCAAUAUGUAAAAGGCACUACUGCUAUAGGGAGCCAAGUCUGAUCCAAGCAACUAAAAUAAAAGGUUAAAAUCAGAAAAUUGAGCGACUUGAUCAAAGGAGGCUACUGAAAUCGGAUCCCUGGCUCUCUCUUAGUCAGAUAGCAGUCUAUGCACUGAAACGUUACAGGGCUGUGUAAUACUCCAAGACCGAAAUUGCUGAAGAGAAAAUGGAGUUUCUAUGUGCUACUCGCAAGCCUGUGACAGAAUAUCUAAGCUGAAGAGCACACCAACAUUAACGCAAACCGGAAAUUUAUAACUUUGUUCGGUUGUGGUGCGGCCAGGUACAUACAAUACGAAUCUGGGACGAAUACAGUACUUUAUAUCCUGUAGUACUAAGUAGCGUAACAUAAGCACUCGACUAAAAAAAAAAAUUGCGAAACCUUUGCCUAGAUAUUUAACCUGAUGCACCGUUUCAUAAACAGCUUUGAAGUCUUGCUCUCUACACGUUUCUUAGUAAAAUGCCGUAACAUAUAAUCUUAUCCACAGUAAAGACGGCGUCUGGAAAAGCCGGUAACUGGAAUAGGAACGGGAACACAAAAACAAACAGGAAGCGGAACCCAGAAUAGCAACCGUAAUGGAAAGAGGAACCUACAUAACCUAUAUUAAUUUAAGUUAAUUUGGAUUUAAUUCUUAUUCAGCCAUAAACCAAAAAAAAGGGCAAAAAGAGAACAGGAACCUGAAUAGGAAGGGGAAUGGAAACAGUGCAAAGAGAAAGACAUAAGAAAAAAGAAAAAGACAUAAUCAUUAUUUAAAUAACUGAAAAAUCCAGAGAAAUAAUGAAAGAAACAAGAAAAGACUUUUUGAAAUAUGAAUCUAAUUGAUAUAAUCUUUCUUUAUCUUUAGCCUGUGACACAUCGCGUUUUCCUGUCAAACACAAUAGCUAACUUAGGCAACGAGAACGCUGACCGUCGUGGACUUCAUGAAUAGCAACCGGAAGUUCAAUGUUUCGCUUGAUGGAACGCUUCUGUCUCACACAAUGAAUCCGUUUACCUUCCAGUGUGGGAAUUUGAUGGGUCAGAGCACUGAAAGACAGAAAAUAUCCACUUCCGGUUUCCAUUUUUGACGUCCUGGACGUCAACGUUCUCGUUGCUUAAGGUCCCUAUUGCACUCGGUUGAAUAACGCCCGGAGGUAGAUGAAUUGCUGGCUGCCUGAUGGUGAUGAUGGGGGGGGGGGGGGGGGGGGAUGGUUGUUGGGGAAAGGUACGUGUUAAUAUCCUAUUUUAAGUUGGACUGUCUCUUCCUGUCCAAUUUAGCACAGCACGAUAUAUACAUGUAGCAAACCUGAAGUGUGUGGCAGCCCGAUAAACGUCUCUGAUGGGUAUCUCGUUUACACAUGGGUCUGACAAAUAAUAUUAAUAUGUUAUGUCUCAUCCAAAUUGUCCCAAAUGAAUUGUGUAUAGGCUUGUGACGUCCAAUGAAACAAGCAUGGCACUUUUAGGCAGUUUAAUCCUCUCGGUGGAGUUAAUAAAGUCUGUCGUAUCUUUAAGAUACGAAGCUUGUAGUUGUGCUAUUGGCUGAAUAAGGUGGUCACAAAUGCUGAGAUCCUUUCUGUAGGUCCGGAACACCCUGAGAUAAUAGGUCUUCCGAUGUAAAACACUGGGAUUCGCAGAGGAUCAGGCGUAAGGGAGAGCCAUUUAGCCGUCCAUAUAUGGGCUAUAUAGGUAUGUGCGCCUGUGAAGGGUAUGGUUUUUAAGCAGUUUACUCUAGGAUAGGGCAUAUAAAUCAGAACAUUUGGGUCUAGAAUAGGGUAUCAUUUUUCAGGAAACUGAUCAGUUGGUUGAAGAUUUUGUCUAGACUAGGGAAACAGCUACUCUAGGAUAGGGAGUUUACUCUAGUAUAGGGUAGCAAAAUUUUGCUGAACUAGCUCCGGUAUAGGUUAAGGGUUCCAGGGUCCUAGCGGCACAUCCCCACCCAGAAAUUCCUUAAGUACCCUUCCGCCCCGGGCGUUUUAUCAAUAUGGCCUUCUGAGAUAAGUGUUCUAAUAAGUUGUUGAGCUGUUUUAGUUGCAGUUUCAACCACUGGUUUGUCUAGAGGUCGGUAGUUAUUUAAAUCAUUAAGCAGAACCUGACCUUCGUUUAGUUUGUCUUGUUUUCUCAUCAAUACGGUGGUGUUACCUUUAUCAGAUUUCUUAAGAAUAAUGCUUUUGUUGCGCGAAAACUCUUUGAGAGCUUGGCACUCUCUCGUAGAUAUAUUAUCUUUUGGCUUGUCAAAUUCAAUACUUGCGAGCUCUAAUUUUACCAACCUCGUCCCCAGGGCCCCACCCAUUUUUUAAGGGAAAAGCCCUGGGGACGAGGUUGUAAUUUUACCUCCUCUAGGAAGGUCUCUAGAGCUACAGGUGGCUGGACUGGUGGUUCCCGGUCCGACUUCACAUGGGUGUAGUGAUAAACUUUGGACCACGCGAUAGUAGAGUAAUUUUCUCUUCUGCCAGUUGUUCAUUUAUACUGUUUGCGUGACUCAAUGGCAUUACAAAAGCGCUUUUUGUCUUUGAUUUUUCUCCGCUCCUUUCUUUUGCGGUUUUUGGCCGCUUUGUUAUCUCUGCGGUUUGCUUUCCCUUUUCCCCUUACUUCUAAGGAGUCUGAUAAGAGACAAGAGUAAGAUUCACUUUGUUUAUUCGCACACAAUUGUGAUCUCAUUUGUUCUAACAAUACAUCGACUUCGCUAAUCUUGGUCUUCAAUUCUUCGGCUAGCUCGUUUUACAUUGUCAUCUCUGUUGACAGUUUUCUUUCUAGCUAGUGAUUGCGUUUUCUGUUGAGACGUGUGUUUAGUAACAGUAUUCCUGCGAGAUUUAUACUGUUCGAGUUUAGGAAGCUUGUUUGUUAAUCGUUCUGCUCGCCUGUGGUGAUAUUUCACCAGCGUUCCUACGAGAGCCUGUUCUGCUUUUUAUCUGAUCGAGCCUAUCUCGUUCUUAAACCACCGCCUCAGUUCUUCGUCAGGUGUUGACUCGUUUGAGGCCACAUUAGCUCGCGAUGUGUCAACUCCUUCUUGUGCUGAUCGAAUGAUUCUUCUCACAAGUUCUUCGAUUCCUUUCUCUGCCCUGUCUAGCGCGGGAAUGGGCAAGAAUGGGCGGGAUUCUUCAUGGAGCCUUGCAGAUUUUUGUGUUUCAGUCCCUCUUGGAAACAAAACUGAUCAAAAAUUGUCGUCUCCAUUCUUGAUUUAAAAAACAUGCAUCUUGAUUUAGAAAACGUGUCUCUUGAUACAUGACAUGAAACACGUGGGAAUUGGAAUUAAAUUCUACAAUCUUGACACAUUCAAAAAGCAAAUUGACGUUAAUUUUAUCGAUCUUGAUAGUGAUUUGGUGGAUUUGAAUUGGAAAGUCGCAUCUUUGAUAUUUUGUCACUUUUGGCGAAGCAUAUAAAUGCCUAAAAUGUCAAAAUAUUAAACAAGAUAAUUCUCAGGUAAAAUAAUGUCAACUGGAGUAUUUUUGAAGAAGGAGGAGUAUAAAAGAUGAAGCUUCUUCAGUGUAUUGGAAGUAGCGGGUGAAAGUCGGUUAAGCUCGUCACGUGUAUAUCACCGGACGUAGACCCUUGGCACACUCCCAGGCACACUCUUACGCAAAUGAGAUUAAUUGAAGUGAACGGAUCCACGGGCAAGCAACUUUGCUUUGUUAAACUGCCGAGCUUUAUUUUAUAGACGGCUUUUUUAAGGUCCAGGGUUCUCAAAAUUUUUAACAAACAUGAGAUGUUAACUUCUCAAACUCAUUAAUAAUUCAUUAAGAAAAUACAAAGGAAAUUAAUGUUUAAUGAGUGUUUGGAAAUCGGAUGAAACACUGCUUAGUAUUUGCAUCCUUAAUUUCUCCUUCAAAAAUGAUUUUGUUUGAGAAGAAAUAUCAAACAUUCGACACAGUGUUUCAUCACCAGAUGAAACACCUCGAAGUUCGUCAAAAAUACUCCGCUGCACGUCGUAUUUUCAACUCUCUUCUCGGUGUUUCAUCUGGUGAUGAAACACUGCAUCUCAUGUUUGAUAUAUUACUUGAAAACAUUAGAGAAAAUGAUGGAGAGAGAGGGAUGAAGAAAUUACCAGAAAGCUGUCACGCACCUCCAACGCACACAUUCCAGCGGACAUCACGACUACGGUAACAUAGGUGAUAAGACGGCAAAAUGAAACAACUUGGAGCAUGAAGUACAACAGAUAUAGGUUAAGGUGAGCUUUUUAAAAAAAUUGUUCUAUAUAUCAAGGCUACCAGCGUUGUAAACGGAAACCUAAAGUCAAAUUGUUGGUCUUGUGACUCAUGUGUUGGAUGGCGUUAUUUUAUGUUGUCUGUAACACGAAUUUCAAAUAAUUUCUGAGAAGCUCAAAAUGAUUUCCCCAAAAUAAUUUUAACAUAACGUAAUAGUUUGAUGCUUGUAGUGUUUUCCCCUUCAAUCUUGAAAAAUUCUGAUCAAAGGCACAUGAUGAAAAUAGUCGCUUUUUUCAACUACCUUCCGUGGUUGAACAACAGGUAGACGUACGCUUUAGCCUUUUUUAUAAUUACUCAGACUGUUGUAAUGCUAAAAAUAUUAUCUAUUUUGGUCAACGACGAGUUAUACUUACAAUUUUAGCAACAAGCACGCGGUUGUUUUGAAAUGCAAGUCGAGCAAAUCAUAGUGAAUUUCAACCCUGUUUUGGGCUUGCGAAAUCGACGGCGGGGCUUGAAACGGUUUUCUUGUUUUUCUCGGAAACGAACAGGUCUUUAGAAGAAAAAACUUCAUGGCGUUUGUACACUUACUUAAGUCUAUCAGUAUGCAAGAGAAGAGCGAUUUUUAUUUUUUGAGCCUUGCCGCACUUUGGUCGAUAUUUGCAUGGAGUUGCUCUUAAACUUGCUACAUUUUUUACCUUCUCUUUGCCGUAAUAUAAAGAGAUUCAGGGGGAGCAUGAUUACAGAAUAGUUUUCUUAUUUUUCAUAUAAAUUGAAUUAGAAUUAGAAUAAAUUAAGGUAAUGGUUCCCCUUUAGAUCACUGUUCCUGUUCCGUUUCCGUUUCCGGUUCCCGUUUCUGUUCCCAUUCCUGUUCCUAUUCUGCAUUCCGGUUUCCUGCUUUUCCUGACGCCCGCUGCAUGAAAACGAGAAGUCUUCUAGAACUGUCAAACCAACAGCUUAUAAUAAAAAGAAUUAACCUAUUACACCUAUCCCACUCGAUCCACGCACUGCACUGAGACUAUAAAUAGCUGAUAAUCGUUUUUAAAAUUAUGGUCGACACGAACAUUCAGGCCACAAGAUAAAAAUUGUUAUGUUCCAAAUUUUUUUCCUUUCGUUUCUUGUUAUUUUUAAAUCACUCAUCUACAGUUUUUACCAUGUUUAACGUUGUCUUGGCACGCGUUGAUAAUUUUCAAGAUAUAUAUUAACGAAACCAAGCUGGAUUUUGUUUCUUUUAACGACAAAAAUCCUCAAAGACGACGGAAAUUUGUUGGCCAAUGUGACUUUCCCAUACAAGACUCUUAUUCUCGGUUUUCACAUGACGUCACCAAAAUUCAAACUAAGAAACUGUCCAUUCUUCUGAGCUUCAUGAGGUAUUACAGCACCUAAACACCUUCACUUAAACAAAGUUUUGGUUCGAAAGGGUUCUUCAAUUGCGAUAGACGACGUUUGAAUUUCCAGGCUUUUGCGUGACGCGGCAUUUAGCUGGCAGCCGGGUAGGCUCUUAUGAGGGUUAAAAACAUUACCAGUUUUGGGAGAUUUUGCCAUCUAAACAUUCCUUGUCUCAGAAUGAAUAUCCCUAUUAAUCCUUUAUGAAUUUUUCAAGCGAUAAAUUCACGCAUUAGUAGGAAAACUCAAAAACAGAUGUUUCUGUUGGUUUAAUUUCCGGUUGCCACAUUUGUGCCCCUCAAAGGGACGCGAGCAUGGCGUCUCCAUGCAAAACUUUUUAAAUUUGGGUAAAACGUUUUUCCAAAUAUCUCACAUGAAUAUCGCACAGACCUGAUUCUUGGCGAGGUCUUUUGCAUAUUUAUCUUUUUUUUAUUUCCUAGAUUCUGGACUUUCUGUAUUAAAUGGUUCGCAAUUAAAUUUUUGAUUGCGUAACACUGAAAACCGAGAAUACUGGUCAGGUUCAAUGUCUGAGUCACAGCAGGGACCAGAAAUUUGUGACGUCAUUAGUGUAAUGCGCUAUUUAGUAUAUUUGCAAAACAUUUACCUCGCCAAUUUUAAGCGUAUAUAUUUCAAAGAGAAGUCUAAUUUUUUUAACCAAGAAUUGUUAGCUCGACUUUCUCCCAUUAAUUUAGUAAUACACCGGUUCAGCCUAAGACCUGAAGUUACAUGAAAGCGAGGCCUAAGGACUAUCUUUCGCGCGAUUACUCAUAAACAUGGCGUCCUCCACUAAACAAAAGAAUUCGAGUCACAAGUGUUGCGCUUCUGUUCUUUGCAAUAAUCGUUCAGAUAACCGACCAGAUUUAAUUUUUCAUAAUUUCCCUCUGGACGAAAAUCUUGGAAAAAUAAAUUGGCCUCGAACAGCUCACUCUUCUGCUGUUCUGAACAUUUUAGUGAGAAGGACUACAGGAAAAGCCUUACCGGCAAAAGACGUGAUCUUGUAAAGAAUGCUGUUCCUUCCAUUUUCCCAUGGUCAGUUGGCAAUGACGAAGCCUCUGAAAGGUCCGAAAGAGACAAAAGUCGGAAAUGCCAAAGGAUUAAACUUUCAGCGAUCCCAUCCAAGAGUAUCGAAAAUAAACAUCACUCAUACGAUGCACCUGACAUCUCUGCAAAGGAGACUCAAGAGGAAGAUUCAGGUGAAAAACCAUUUGAAGAAGAGAGAGACUUGGUUGCCCAGAAUUAUGAUCUUAAGCAAAAGCUGUUCCUUUGAAAAUUUGGUUUGGAGCGGUUGGAUCGAAUGAUGAUGACAUAUUUUUCUACACGGGAUUUCAGAAUCACCGAGCUUUGUUGCAUUUUGGAACUUUAUUAAACCUUGCUCUGAGUCUCUGAUGUCGUGGAACACAGCACGCGAAAGAGUGAAAGAAAGCUCCACAAACAAUGUUAAUCCAUUUCCCUUUUUGCAAGGACAGGAGAAACAAAGAAAUAGAAAGAGAGAAAUAGAGCCCAUCGAUCAGCUGUGGUUGUUUCUAACAAGGGUGCGUCUUGGCUUAUUUGAGCGUGACUUGGCUCAUAGAUUUAGUGUCUCUGUAAGUACCGUGUCUGAUGUUUUUAUUACUUGGGCAAACUACCUUUACAUAAUGUUGGGAAGUUUGCCUUUAUGGCCUUCAAGAGACAAAAUAAAACAAAACUUGCCAGAUUCUUUUAAUGGAAGGUAUGAAAACGUACGUGGAAUUCAUGAUUGCACAGAGCUGAAAUGUGAGUUUCCCAAGGAUUAUCAGAAGCACUCAGAAAUGUACUCAGACUAUAAAUCUCACGACACUUUUAAAGGGCUCAUCUGCAUUUCAUCGAGUGGAUGGAUAACAUUUGUUAGUCAGUUGUAUCCAGGAAGAAUAAGUGAUAAGGAAAUUGUGGAGAAGAGUAAUUUCUGUCAGUUAAUUGAAAUGGGGGACCAGUACCUUGCCGACAAGGGCUUUGAAAUCCAUGACCUAAUGGGCCUCAGAGGAGCAAGUUUAUGUAUACCUCCAAAGAGAUUUUCUGUCAAUGACCAGUUCACACAAAGCCAGUGUUUUGAGACCAUGAGUAUAGCAAAUGUGCGUAUUCAUGUGGAAAGAGCAAUUAAGCGAAUCAAGGCUUAGCAUAUUUUUAGUCAAGUUCUGCCUCUUUCCAGCUUUGGGUCCAUAAAUCAGAUCUGGACUGUAUGUGCUUUGUUAGUAAAUUUUCAAUAUCCAAUUAUUACAGUUUAAAGAAAGGAAGCUUUCAGUUUUUUGGAUGGGAUGGGUUCUUAUAUCAGGGAACUAACAAGUGUGUUUUUUAGGAAUUGAAUGUUAAACUAAAGAUUCUGAAGCUGUUCAGCUGUUUGUAUAAGUCUCUGGUUCGGGUUUUCAAUAAUUGGAGGACUUGAUAUGUGAAAAAGUGAAUUUCAAAAAUAAUAUUAUUCUAUCAAAUGCACAUGGGUAGAUUGGGUACUCAAAUUUAAAACUGAUGGAGACUGACUGUGAUUGACGAAAAUAUAUUUGUUAUAAUAAUGAUGAUGGUGAUAUAAUAUAGAAAAUAAAACCAAAAUCUGUCUUUUUUUUCGAAACUAAAAAUCUAUCUGUAAGACAAAUCCUAAAAAAUAACAGUCAAAAUUUUCAAAAACAAUACACAAAAAUAUCUAGUUUCACCUUCCCUACCACCACCAUCCCAUCACUUGUAAAGUAUAAUUUGAAUACCAUUCCUUGUGCUUUAGAACAUACUAAAGCACACAGGCAUUUUGUUAGAGUCAACUUAUAUUUUCCAAGAAACUAAUAGUGUUGCUUUGCAGUUCUAAAACCACAACUGUUUUUGUUUUGAGAUAUAUUUCUCGUGAAAAGCAGUUAAACUAGGCGUAAUUUCGUCCUCCCACCUUGACGAUGAUGUGACCUUAAGAACCAAAACUGGAAAUGUGUUGCUGGUAAAUAUGACAAAGUCAGUUAAUGGAAUUCCACUGACCCCCAUUUGCAUCUGGGACUGAAACCAAUAUUUGUGCUUUUCUUUUACUACAAAAACAGAGUUCAGUUCCAUAAAUGGGAAACUGCUUUCCUUUUGAUGAUUAUUUAUUGCAGUCUCUGGUGACAUAUCCUGCUUAGACUCUAAACAUUUUACUUCCACAUUUCUGUAUUCAAUGUCACCAUUGGCAUACACUAUUGUUGCAAUUCUGUCAGGGCUUGCUGCAAGAACAUCAUUUUCUUUGUCUAAAAUUGAUCCAGUCUCUUGAACUGUCAGUUCCUUGAUGUCUGGCAAUGACAAGAGAUAUUCUUUGUACAAAUCAGCUGCCACAGGUUCAUUUUCAAUACCAACGAUCAAUCCUUUGUGAGUAGCUGACCAUUUUUUGGGGUGCUCCUUUUGCUGUAAUUUUUUUUACUAGAUUUUCUGGUAAUUUUGACCCCUGUUUUUGCAUAUGAGAAAAGACAUCUUUACAGAUACUGGAAGUUAUUCUUUUUUGCUUUUGUUCAAACCAAGCAGAAUUUAUUGAUUGCCCUCUUGUUGCCAUUUCAAUUUGCAUUUGUCUUUCUGUAAGAGUUUCAAUAAAUAAUGUUUCUGUUUGGACUGUUGGCAGUUGUACUUCAGAUGGAUCAAUUGUACUUUCAAUAAAACUUGAAAUAUUCUGUUCUUGCUGUUGGUUAUUAACACUACAAUCUACUGAAAUCUACUGAAGCUGUAGCUCAUCAUAAGCAUUAGAAAGAGUGCUAAGGGGUGCCAUUUCUGAUUCACAUUGCACAGUGGAAGGUGGAGGAGAGAUUUCAUGAUUCAAACUUGAAUUUGAAUUCAGUGCUUGCCCAUUUGAGACAGGAUUCACAUUUUCUUUACCAUCAAGGGAGGAACUACUAAAAAAGGGUACUACCAAAUUAGGAGGCUGUUGGGAAUAAUCUUGAAGUUGCUUAUGAAUUGUUGAUCCUUUAGCAACAGUGCCAACUAUAGUCAUUACUGUUCGAAUUGUCUUUUCCUCUGGUAACAUAGCAACAAAGGGUAUACGAGCAUUUAUUUUCUAAAGCUUUCUAAAGAUCUUGCCUCAGCUUUACAAUUCCAUCAGCAUCAAGCUUCUGUGAUUUCAGUGGUCUGGGAUCGUAAAACUGAGAGUCAAUACUCCUCUUCUUCCUACCAGGUAAGUCAGACGCAUGUCUUGGUUUUGUUAUUUUUAAAGCCAUCACUGGAGAGAACUCUACUUCUCGUCUACCCCCUUAUCCCCAUUCCCUCGGUUUUCUUGUGCAGCAUCUGUUGUCAGGAGUGAUAUUUUUUAGCUCUGACUUUCUCGUCAUGUCAUCAAGUUUCCAUAUGAGCGCCAUAACAUGACAUCAACACCCACUGUUGGAAGCCGGGCACUGCCUAUCACACUUUGCUGCUAGAAUCUUUGGGGUCCCGCUUUGUUUACAAACCAUUUUCACCUUGUAUUCAACAUUCCUCAUAUAGGAAGCCCAACAGCAAGCACGGACGUAUGUGAUGUUACUUUCCGUGUUAUUAUACACCUGUAAAUCGCGCACAAAAUUGACCAUACGGAGGCCUAUGUCAUUUGAGUUUAUAACAACUGCUGCAUUGGUAAAUUUCUUCAUGGAUUUACCGGAAUUUUGUACCUGCUCAAAAGCAUCCAUAGGCACAAAUAGGGGUAAAACAGAAAAAAGCCUCUGAAAAUUGAGUGUUUUCAUCCGGUGGGAUAGUGUCUAAAAUCGAACUACACGAGCUUGCUUGUUGGUCGAUCAGCUCAGUCUGGACUGUUUCGAUAUUGAGGGUCUUUAGCUUUUCAACCUUUGCUUUCGUGCAGUUCCUCUCAGGAUCAGGGUUGUAAACUUUCUCUCUGUAGUAAGGAAUCGUGUUUAUUGCCUUAACCCUGCCCCCGAAAAGACAAGAUUUUAGCGAAAACGAUAUUUUUUUGACUAACGUGAAAGGUUAGAUAACAGUGUUUAUGUAAUACAGGUGCUGCGAAACUUACUUUUCGACAAGAUCUUUCUUCAGUCCCUGUUGGUUCAGUCUUCUGCAUUUCAACCAAAAUUUCAAUUGUGGAAUUGUCCAUUUACUUAUGUCUUCUCCAUUUUUUCACGGAUGAACAUGGAAUGUCUUCUGGUGUAAGGUUUACAUCAGAAGACAUUUCAUGUCUUCCAUGCAAACUGUCGGUGUCUUCAGCCAAGAUUUUUGAGAUUCGCGCGAAAGAUAGCCCUUAGGCCUCCCUUUCAUGCAACUUCCGGUCUUAGGCUGAAUCGCUGUAUUAUACAUGUACACUAUUUAACAAAUAGAUUCCAUGUUGCCGUGCGUCUGUUCAGUAAUAGAUCACAGAUGACGUCAAAAUGUGGUAAAAACAAAGAAGUGGCACACGAGCCGCAGGCGAGUGUGUCACUGACCUUUUGAGGAUUUGUGCUAGUUUAGGCAUUUUUUAAGUCCCAAACCCUACUUUUUAUCUUAGCUUCUUCUUUAUCUUACUUGUGUACAGUUUCUUCGAAAAGUUUUUCACCGUCUUUUCUUCCUCAAAGAAGAAUAAUAGCGAAAAAAUUUUGCAAAACAGCGAGUCUCUCGUAGCGAAGACACACGAUGGCAACUGUUGUGAAGAUUUCUUGUAGUUUAGGUAUUGUCAAGUAGUCAAUAGCUUUUUUGGUCUCCGUUUCUCCAUUUUUCUUCUUUGUAAAUAGCUCCUGCUUAACUUUUUCCGAAGCUUUCACUUGCCUCAAUCCGAAAUAAUCUCACAAACAUUUUCAAAACCGCGUGCCAUGUUGAACAAAACAAAGAAAACAAGUUUCCUGUGACGUCAUCCACGUAUCUGUACUCUAAUAGAUCAUGGGCAACGACCAAUCACAGCGCGCGUAGCAUUCACAUCAUUGUAUAAAUAGCUAUAGAUAGCAUUGUCUUCGGAGGGUUAUUUAAGUAUUUUUGACCAUGCAACUUUAAAAAAUUAUAUCUCUGUUGUUAUUUACAAUUCCAUAUAAAGAUAUACCUCAUUGGAAAGGGCAAAGAUUAAACUUUCAGAAAAAAAUAUUUUAGUCUCAGGAAACCCAUAAUAUUCUGCAAAAAAAAUUAACAAGGCAUAUUUAUGCCCAAAAAAAUUUUCAAAUUUAUAAACAAUGUCAUUUUGCCACGAAAUCUGUCUAUUUUGUGUAAUAUGGUAGUAACAAGUUCUUCAAUAUCUAAGCAAAACAACCGGAAAAUCGUUCGAAAAUAUAGAGCAACUUGGAAUUUUCAACAAAUUUAUUUUGAGACGCUAUCAGAUUAUGCUAAUCGGAUUAUCAUAAUUAUCAUAAUGACAUUCAAUACAUCGGCGUCCCUCGUGCUCAAGUGGUUUACUUUACCCAGACGCUUGUUUUCUUCGGUUUCCAUCGAAAUAUCGAGUUAAAGACCAACCCUACCUCGGUUCUCUCCUACCGGGCUAGGAGAGAACCGUGGGAACGAGGUUGGUUAAAGACAAACAAGUAUGAAUUUGUCGAUAUAAUUCAUCAAAAUAAGGGAAAGUUCAUUUAAUAUGACAAGGGGAAGGAAUUCAUUGUAUUUCAACAACCUGUGCUGCAGACUUAACGAAUCGGCGAUCGGCAAAAGAUUCUUACUAUUUUCAUUGAUAUGUUUGAAAUUUUUAGCAGUUUUCCCCCCCUGGGACCCUUGCCCCCGGGUAUUGAGCGUGUUUUAAAUUUUUCAGGAUCACCAGAUGGCGUUUCUUGGUUCAUGCCCCGAAAAUAUAUUUUUUUUGUGUGCCGUUCCGGUUUUCGUCGCUGAGCAUGGCCUAAGCUCCUGACGCUAUCCUUCCUUAUGUUUUGGAAGCCGUUCGCGCUACUAUGAUACCUCCUUCGAGUUACCUUUUAUAGCGUGAGUCGCUUUCAGACUGGAUUUCAUGGUGGGUAUCAUUCUCCAUUUCAUUUCAUAGCGUGCGUCGCUUUCAGUUGUUACAGCAUGUGUCGCCGUCACGUUGGUUUUUCUCGGCGUGUGUCGCCCUCCCAGUUAGCCAUUUCUGGCGUGAGUCGCUUUCACUAGUUUUAUGGUGUCUUUCGUAUUUUUCUCUCCGUUUUGUGUUUAUAGCGUGUGUCGCUUAUAAGUUUGUUUUCAUGGAGUGUGUCGCCUUCCAGUUAGCCAUUUCUAGCGUGUGUCGCUUAUAAGUUGUUUUCAUGGCGUGUGUCGCCUUUAGGUUGUUUCUACGGCGUGUGUCGCCUUCCGGUUAGCCGUUUCUGGCGUGUGUCGCUUUCACUAGUUUCAUGGUGUCUUUCGUAUUUUGCUCUCCAUUUUGAAUUUGUAGCGUGUGUCGCUUAUAGGUUGCUUUCCUGGCGUGUGUCGCCUUCAGGUUGUCUUUACGGCGUGUGUCGCCUUCAGGUUGUUUUCACGGCGUGUUUCGCCUUACAGUUAGCCAUUUCUAGCGUGUCGCCUUCAGGUUGUUUUCUUGGCGUAUGUCGCCUUCAGGUUGUUUUCACGGCGUUUGUCGCCUUUAGGUUGUUUCUACGGCGUGUGUCGCCUUCCGGUGAGCCUUUCCUGGCGUGUGUCGCUUUCACUCUAAUUUCAUGGUGUCUUUCAUAUUUUGUUCUCCAUUUAGUGUUCAUAGCGCGUGUCGCUUACAACUUGCCCCGGCAUGUACCACCUUGAAGUUGUUGUCUUGGCGUGUGUCGCCUUAAGGUUAGCGGCAUGUUCUCAGACUAGUUUUUGUAGCGUGUGUCGCUCUUAGGUUUCCUCAGCCGUUUUAUAGCGCGUAUCCCUUUCAGGCUGGUUUGUUUAUGGUAUUUUCUCUCCCAGUUUAGUUUUCGUAGUUUGUGUCACUUUCAGUCUAGUAUUUGGCAUCUUCUGCUCUUAUUUAUUCAGUAUGUCGUUCCUCCCUUUUGGGAUCGUUUUUCAUGGUGUGUUGCUUCUUUUGUCCUCAUGUGCGGCGCGUCAUUUUGGUCUUGUAUUUCACAUUUUCUAUACUUUGCGGUCCGUGUUUUUUCUGUAUGCGUGCCCCUUCGCAUAUCCUAUAGUUUGUCGCGUUUUUUAUUCACGUUCGUUGUUGCUUACGUUUUCUUUUCCGCAACUAGUUCCAGUAUUCGGAAAUGUUUCUUCUCUAUUUCUUUGUUUGUUCGUCAGUGUUAUAGAAGUUAAAACAUUAGUUUUUUCUAGUUUAUUUCCUCGGGCCCUUUUGUUUUCUCGUCUUUUAUUCACUUGGCAUUUUUAAGCGAUGUUAAAGUGUUAAGCUUCCAUUGCCAGUACGCACGGCACGUGCUUUUAUCAUCGAUUUUUCCUGUUUCGAACUUAGAAUUCAUGAUCAUGGCAUCUCUGUUCUGUUUUGUUUACAAAUAUCAGUGCGCGAUGAACACACUGGGGGGGCUCUUAAACGGAAGACGGCCGCUUUCAUCCUGUUAUUUGGAAUUAGUCAUCCGCGGUUCUAUGGUUUAGCUGCCUGGGCUGUUUUCUACGUUCCAGAUUUAUUCGGCGUUUGCCAUUUGUUGUUAGUUUUAUGGGCUUGUAGUUAUUUAUGCAGGUUCAUCUCGACUACAUGUAUACCUCGUGUCACGCAAAUCGGCCCAUCGCUUUGUUUUGGUUAGUUUUUUCUUGUGUGUUGUUUUACUCGCUUCGAGAAAUGUGUCGUUAUUUCACGACUUUCGGUCUUGUGCUCCUGGUAUCAGUCCGGUCGAUCUGGGGCGGGUAGUUCUAAAUUAUGCCCGAUACUCUGUCUGUGACGGGGUUCCUGGAUCGGCCUGGUUGGUGGCUCCCCUUUUCCCCCUUUAUUACUUUUUCCAGUUUCGGUUUAAAGCUUUCACGUGGGUUAUAUGUGCGUUGCCUUCGUGGUAAUCUAUUUCCAAUUAUUUCGCUUUUAGGCACUGUUUAACUUCGGUUAAAACGCACGAGUUUCCGUCAGAUCUUAUCAUCCCUGGUGUAACUGGAAGGGGAGCCCGCCAGUUGGGCCGGUCCGCUCCCGUCUCCCUCAUCGGUCUCCGCUAUUUGUUUGGCUUUGGGAAGUCGACCCUUGUUCCCACGCAAACGUCGGUGUUUCUGUGGUAUAUCAUAGAUUUUCCUUACACUACGUUUUUAAUGCCCCUAGAUAAGGCGGUUAAACUUGCUUCUUUUCAAGAAAAUAUGCUUAGCCACAAGACGGUAUUUCUAAGUCUCUGCAGAAGUCUGUGGGAAGAUAAACCACCUGCGGCCAGGUUGUUUUCUCGUGCGGCGUGAUUGGCCAUAUCACACGGCACUGGCGUCAAGAGCUUUCCCGUGAUUUCGACAACGAUUUUUCUAAGGUUGUUGGCUUAGUGGCGAAAUUCGGCGCUCGGGUACAAAUUAUUUUCGCCCAUAUCUUAGUAUUCCCCUCGUGUGCCAUAGAGGUGCAGCAUAUCAAUGAAAAUUCUCCUACUGUUUUGUUAUCUCCAUUUUCGUGUUUGUUUUGCUUGUUAUCCUCCAGAAUCCUUCAAAAUAAUUUGCUUGACUUGUAUUUGCAGUAUUUGGUUGAAAUUCGUCGAUACAAGCUUUCAUUCUUCGCAAAAACCGCGACAAAUAAAUCCCCAGUGGCGACGCCUUUUGAAAAAUCGUUGCGUAAAACUCAAAACACCCCGGGAGCUGGAACUAAACACAUAUUUGGCUAAAUCUAUUUUAAAACUUUCUGUGGGCCAAAUUUGGAGGGAAUCGGAAGUAACGCGUUUUUUUGCGAUUUUUUUUCGUCAUCGUACUAAAUUUAAAGGGCCUGAAGACAAUGAGUUUGCUGUAUUGAGGGAGUUGGAUCGAGCGUGACAGUUACAUGGUGAUAAUCAGUGUGCGAACUCCACUAAGGGACGGACCAUUAGAAAAAUUAUGGGGGGGGGGGGAAUUUUCGAGCCGCAGGAAUUUUUUUUCGUUAUCAAAUUCCUUGUGUGAAUUUUUUUUAGGCUGUAGCAUAAAUAUUUUGUAGGGUUAAUUGGCGUGCAUGAUUUUUUUUCAUUUAAUUUUCCCUUGUGCGAAUAUUUUUUUUGUACUCCCCCCCCCCCCCACACACGAUAAGUUUCCUAAUGGUCCGCCCCUAAUUUAGCAUGCGAUUUUGCAAUUUUUAAUUCUGCAACUGAAGCUCAAAAGUUACGUUACCAGCCGCAUUGAAAGAAGUUGAGGAAUAUUACCAGGUGUCGUGAAUAUUUUAUUGAGAAACCUAACUUAGUUAUUGCAACAGUUAACAGACGCAGUAAAGGGUGUUAUGCUUCACUGUCUUCCUUCAGCUUGGCUUAGUGUUAAUUGCAUGGGAGAAAACAAGAGAGGUUUAUACUCACCUAAUAAUUUAUCUUUUCUUUGGUGAUGAAAACUACAGACAGCAAGAAGCAUUUAGACAUUUAAUAAUAUUAAUUUCAAGGUUUUAAAAUAUUGAAUCAGGAUUGAUUCAAUUCAAAUUUUAAUAUGUGCAUAUGACGAUUUAAUGGCGAUAAAGUCAUGCACCGUGGAAUUUUACGAUUUUAGUCAAAAGAUGGUAGAUCGAGUUUAUUUAUAUUCCAUUACCUUGAAAAGCUUCAACCAAGUGAACGCUCCUUUGAUUUCCUACACUUUUAUCGUUUGAAAUACUAAUAAUCUUGGCUGGGAUGUAGGUCUAUUAGUAUGUGCGUGUUCGUGUUGUUAACAAGUGUAUUGUUAGAAAGCGACGCACCAGGCAGAUUAGUCUAAAAUGUCAGCCGUCUCGGAGUUAGGGGGUUAGGGUCAAUACCUACCAAAUUUGAACAUAAACUACGUCGCCAUCAAUGAAGAUUUGGAAAAAUGAUCACCAUAGCUGUAUUUUAGAUAAAGAUGGACAUUUGUUAUGAUCAGUGUUACAAUGACAGCGGAGUUGUCAUAGUAACAAAAUGACACCAUUAUCUAUUUUUACUUGCAGCCAUAUUUCUCGACCUUGUGAAGUGUUUUACCAAAAUCGUUCACGGGAACUUUUUCCUCCAAUAGCUGCCUCGGUGUUCGUGAAGUUUAAUAGAGAUCUACGAGAGCACUCUCGAGAUUUUUUGAGAUAAAAUGUUUCUGGUUGGAAACAGAGUAAAAACUGGACAAUCUUGAUUUCUGCCGUUAUCUAUAGAAAUAACGAAGCGCUCUGGAAUUGCAAUCCAUGUUGUAAAUCAACUGAGAACACGUGACCUUAGAAAAAAGUAAACAAGUGUGGAGUAUUAGAUAUAUUUCUUCCAAUUCACGAACUGAAACUGCUGUUAAAAGUUAUAAUUAGUUUACGAGUUUUCGAUUGAUUUGUUUUGAAAUAGGCAGAGUACAAGAUGGUACUGAGCGAUGCAGAAGUGAGCCUUGUAACCGUACUGUACGCCUUUACGAUGGUUGCAGCUAUUGUAGGCAACUCUUUUCUGAUAUAUAUCGUGUGGAAAAAACCUGAGGUACGGUCACUGGCAAGUUCUAUGUUCGUCAACAUGGCCAUAGCCGAUCUAUUGGUGGCCCUGUUCAUGAUGCCUCUUUCCAUUGUCAGCGCUCACACGAAAAGUAAGUGGAAGGUACCUGGGUUGCCUGGUGACAUCAUCUGCAGGAGCUAUAUUCUAACUUCCGAUGCCACCCUCAUUGCGUCUAUCCUGUGCCUGGUUUUUAUGGCGAUCGACAGGUACUGCGCCGUUGUCUGUCCUCUAUCGGUCCACUCUGUGUGGUUCAGAAAGGCAAAAUUUGUCACACCUUUGAUCUGGGUCAUGUCAAUCGCUCUAAUGGCUAUCAUGCCUGUCAUCUACAAAUUUGAUAAUGGAUACUGCGAAAUUGACCCAGAUGUUUUGGGCCAGAACCCGACAUUUCGUGGUGUUUACGUCUACAUUUUCCUCAUCACCUACAUAAUUCCUCUGGCCAUCAUAUGUCCGCUGUACGCGAAAGCUGCUCGUAUGCUAUGGUUUAACCAGGCUCCAGGCAAUCAUCUGAUUGAAGAGCAACAGCGUCGACAGCUGGUUACAAGAAGGAAAGUGGUCCGCAUGCUCGUCAUCAUUGUUGUGGUGUUUGCUAUUUGCUGGCUUCCCGCGCAGGCAAUACACCUUUUUUGGGCAGCAACAGCUUUUCGUCAAGACCUGCCAGCAAUUGUCAUGUACCUGGGAUUUUGGGUGGCCCACGCAAACAGCGCCAUCAACCCUUGGCUGUAUAUUGCCUUAAGCACCAAGAUAAGAUUGGCCUUUAACCGGAUGGUAACCUUCCGAAAAUCUCAUCCGGCCUUGAGGAAAAGUACCCAGGGAACGAGUCACUCAACUAAAGCCUCGACAUUCCAGGAGGCUAGGGUGUAGUCAUACGAACCAGGAGACCAAGAGUAGAAGGCAUAUGAUAUUGAGCUAGCAAGUUUAGACAUUUAACCUUUGCCUUUUUAAUGCACGCAAUAACUGCAGAUUACUUAAUGCAGUGGUAAGUAGUGGAUGAAAUAGAGAUAAAGUCAUGGACUAAAAAUUUAAAAUAGAGAUAAAGUCAUCGACUAAAAAUUUAAAAUAGAGAUUCCCUUCAUGAUUUUUGCAGGUAAGUGUGGUAUUAGUAGAAGUUUUUUAACGUAUUUAUUGGUUCAAUAUGUAAAGUACGGAAUGUUUUCUUAAAAAUAAAAAAGCCUUGUAAAUAAUGCUUUUUUAAACUGUAGUGAGAGCUUGACACGUAUCGGAGUAAAUGCAUUUUAGAUCUAUAUUGGCCCAGUGCACUUACGCAUUUUAAAAUAACC
This is a messenger RNA of Porites lobata, 30365 nucleotides long. Lineage: Eukaryota; Metazoa; Cnidaria; Anthozoa; Scleractinia; Poritidae. The record is from the annotation of a GenBank genome assembly.